This is a messenger RNA of Apis cerana (Asiatic honeybee), 5764 nucleotides long. RefSeq names its product NFE2 like bZIP transcription factor cap-n-collar (gene cnc). The record is from RefSeq and is a predicted model, not a curated record. Gene Ontology annotation, molecular function: RNA polymerase II cis-regulatory region sequence-specific DNA binding; DNA-binding transcription factor activity, RNA polymerase II-specific. Gene Ontology annotation, biological process: regulation of transcription by RNA polymerase II. Gene Ontology annotation, cellular component: nucleus. NCBI's taxonomy places the organism in Eukaryota, Metazoa, Arthropoda, Insecta, Hymenoptera, Apidae.
UGCCGGAGUGAAUGCUGAGUCACAUAUCGCGAACGAUCUCUCCCAGGAAGGUGUGCUAGUUCUUUUCUCUGUGAAAUGCAUUAUAUUGCAUUAGUAUAACGUUAUCAUUGUUAGAAUUACAAUAUCUUUAAAGCAACAUGAUUUAAGAAAAGAGGUACUUGGCGCUUGUCGCAGGCCUCGAAUAUUUAAUAAAAAUUAAAAUUUAAAAUAGUUUUAAAUCCGGUAUUGUUCAUAGAUCUGUCAGUUUCUACUAUUAAAUUAAAUUUUUAUUUUUUACUCUAAUUGCCGUGACGUGUCAGUGUAAAGAAAGUGUUAAUAUCGAUAAAAAAAAUAUCGCCUUGAAUUGUCAAACAAAAUCCAAGGCAUGCGUAGGAUGUGCGCGACGUGUACUGAAGUUUGACGUUGUAGUGUGUGUUUUGAGGUUAUUUUUGUGUUCGUGUAACUGACCUAUACUUGUUUAAAGAGAUCCAAAUCUUUAUUUUCAUUCUGACAGUCUGUCGAAUAAGUUGCUCCAGCAAGAAUAUAAAAAAAUAUCUUUUUUAACUACUUAAUUUAAAUUCUAUAUUAUUUAUAUAGAAAGAAAAAAACAAGUUUAAAAAGUGAUGUUCGAUAACUCUAGUAAUAAUUAAAAACUCUGUUUUGAAUUUGUCUUUUAUAAAAUCGUGCAAAUAACAUUAUUUAUAUUUGAUAUGUUAAAACAUGAACAGUUGUGGAAAUGUUAUUAAAUAUAUUUGGAUUAAUUUAAAGCAUCGACAAAAUAAUAAUUCAAUAUGAACAUUUGUCUUUUAAAAUCUUAUUUAUUCCACGAAUUGAACAUAUCACAGUGAUAAUAAACUAAAUUAAUUUGAUUUGUAAAUAAAUUUGUUGAUUGAAAGUGAUUAAACAAAAAGAGCAUAAUGUUGUGUAUAAAGAAAUUAUAUCAUGAGGAACUAUUCCAAUUAACAUUGUUACUUUCUUUAUUAAGAAUAGAUCCUGAAUCCUACCUUGGUUUGGAUAUUCAAACCAUAGGUGUAGGUUCUUUAGAUCUAAAUAAUGGUUCAAGAUGGCAUACUGAUGUUCAUACAAUAGUUCAUCGUCCUAUCUUUGUUCAUCCUAAAAACUUAGAUUCUAUGCUUUUAAAUUAUGAGAGAGAUUUAUUCGAAGACUUGAAUUCGUUAGGAAGAUAUAAUAGAAUAAAUUCUGGUUUAAAUGAUAUCCAUGCAUAUUUGUUAAAUGUUGAAGAAUCUACAAGAGAUAUUGCUAUAGCAGGACCUAGUAUAUCACUUUCCACAGACCCAACUAGGAAUAUGACAUCACCUGAUUCAUCAAAUUCUUCACAAAAUCCAGACGAACCAACUAAUACGGCAGAACUUACUCAAGAGGACAUGGAUUUAAUCGAAGUGCUUUGGAAGCAAGACGUGGAUCUGGGAUUCACGUUGGUGGAACCGACUACGGCGACGAAGAAGGUGUCUACGGUGGAAAAGGGAACCGACGAUGAGAUCGAGAAAUUAAAAGCUUUAGAGGCGAUCAAUGGAAGCAACGAAGAGAAGGAUACAAAGGAAUACGACGAAGCGCAAGAUGAUCCAUGGGCAGGCCUCCCUUACACCAUUGAUCUCGAGACCGGUGAAUAUAUCCUCAAUUCUGGAAAUCAAGAGGAAAACGGGAACAACGCGAUCGAAGAGGACGAUCGCCUCCUUAGAGAAGCGUCGCUAGAUUUAGACAAUCACCCGUUGGCUGGAUUAACCGAUGAUUCUUUGGGAUUAACCGACACUUUAGAACUCGAGAAUGAUCUUCCUUCGGACUUACUCGGAGGUAGUCUCUUAGCAAGCGCAAACGUCGAAAGUCUUCUUAACAACGAUAGUUUGGAUCUUCCCGACGGAUUCAAUCUCGAGGAGGCACUCCAACUCGUUGGCCUCGAUGAGGCGCAAUCAGAGGAAACGAAACCGGAAGUGAAGAAGAAGGAAAAAGAUAGCAUCGAAGAAUCCACGAGUGCAAAGGACGACGAGUCGCCGAUUAUAAGCAGCUCGAGCAGCGUCGAGGUCGAGAAGUCGUCGAGGUGCGAGGAUCCCGAGACCGGCGACAUGAUUCACACACCGCAAUUUCAUCAUCCCCAUCAUCCUCACCAUCGUUCCUUCCAGGGUCGCAUGCCAUUCAUGCGUGCAAUGAGCAUGGAACAACGGUGGCAAGACUUAGCAUCUCUUUUAUCGCUACCUGGUGCACCAGAACAUUUUCCACAUACUCAUCCUGGAUACCCAGGGCACGGUAUAAGCCACAGUCAUUAUGAAGCACAACGUAACGUGUUGCUUCACAAUGCUACUCUGGCUCCACCGGUGGGUGAUCUUAAUUCGACCAGCCCUUACCACAAUGUAGGCGGAUCAUCAAAUUUGGGCUCGGCUGUAGCAACGUCGAUGAAUUUAACGAAUAGCAGCGAACCAAUGGGUGCGGAAAGUGGAGCAGCUUAUAAAUCCGAGCCGGCAGAUAUGAUGUAUUAUCACACACCAACGUCCGAUUCAAUAAAUCAAACUACCGAUGGUUUUCUUUCGUCUCUUCUUAACGACGAGGAUUUACACCUGAUGGAUAUGGCUAUGAACGAUGGCAUGUACACCAUGCGCAUGCUAGAUAAUGGUAAUAACAACGCUUCUGGUCCAACGGGAGCAGCAGCCUUGUCAGGAGUUCAGACGGCUGGUGGUACAACCUCUUCGGCAACAGGAGUUACGACACUUCCGGGUGUAACGGAUGAAAGGAUGGAUGCAUCGAGCGAUAGUGCUGUCAGCAGUAUGGGCAGCGAACGUGUACCAUCCCUUUCGGAUGGCGAGUGGAUGGAAACUGGAUCUAAUUCCAGCCAUACACAAGCGGAUUCUCAUUACACUAUGGAUUAUGCUAGCAAAUACCGCAUGUCGUACGAUUGUAGCUAUUCCGUUUCCGGAAGAAAUGCUGGUUCUCCAAGAUGUCAAACGGAACGUACGAUGCCUCCGGUUGCUCAGAAAAAGCAUCAAAUGUUUGCAAAACGAUAUUUUCAGGAACAAGGAACUGGUUCGCCUCUCGGAGCUACAGCACAUCCGACAACUCCAAUGAAAUACGAAUACGAUUCUCAUACAGUUGGUGCUGGAGCACCGGGAAAUGCUUAUUCUGGACCGAUCGAGGGUGCAACUGGACCUCAACCUGAAAUAAAAUAUAGUUGUAGUGUAGAUUUCAGUCGGCAUCAAUCAGGACGUUCAGCUAUAGAACAUGUUCAUCAUAAUCAUACGUAUCAUUUACCUGCAGAAAGUUCUGGAUCUCUUCAGCGUCCAGUUUCUCGUGAUAAAAAAGUACGCAAAAACGAUGGUGAAGAGCAUCUAACUAGAGAUGAGAAAAGAGCAAGAGCAUUGAACGUUCCUAUUCCGGUGAACGAUAUUAUUAAUCUUCCAAUGGAUGAGUUUAACGAACGUCUUAGUAAAUAUGAUCUCAGUGAAGCUCAAUUAUCUUUGAUACGUGACAUUAGAAGACGGGGCAAGAAUAAAGUUGCCGCCCAAAAUUGUCGCAAGCGUAAACUAGAUCAAAUCAUUAGUCUCGCUGAUGAAGUGAAAGAAAUGAGGGAUCGUAAAAUGAGGCUCGUUCGUGAACGAGAAUUUAUGCUUAUAGAAAGACAACGCGUGAAAGAUAAAUUUAGUCAACUCUAUCGUCAUGUAUUUCAAUCUUUGCGCGAUCCUGAUGGCAAUCAAUAUCAUCCGUAUGAAUAUAGUCUUCAACAAUCUGCCGAUGGAAAUGUAUUGUUAGUGCCAAGGAAUCAGACGAAUCCUCAUCAUCCCCGUUCUACAACAAUGGAACCAAAAACGAAACCUGAUCCUGAACAUAAGGAAUGAAUUUAUUGAAAAAUUAAAACCGUUUGAUAAGAAAAAACUCUAUUUUCUUCAUAUACCAAUAUCGUACUUUUGCAAAAAAUAAAGAUAAACGCGGUGCUAAGACGAAAUAUUAUUUACGAUUUUAAAUAAUACGAAGAAUUCGCGAGGAAAAUUCAUUGCUUUAUCAUUCGGGAUACUUUGCAACAUGUUUAAAUAAACAAAGAAAUUCAUCAAAAAUAUUUCAAAGACUCACAUUGAGUUAUAUGUUUCUUUACGAUUAGAAAAUAAUCACCAAACGUAAAAAAAAUAUUGAAUGUACAUAUAAUAUAUAGUAUAAAUAAACCAAUGAACUACAGAAAUAGAAAAAAAGUAGACAACAUUAAAGUAUCUGAAUUUAAUACUUAAAGUAUUAAAUUCUACAUACACAUUUAAAUAUAAAAAAAAUGUGUAUUUAUUAUUUGGACUAAUAUAAUUAUAAGUCAAUUUUUUUUCUAUAAAAAAAAAAAUUAUAUUAUAAAAUGUUUUAAAUGUCACUUUUUUCCUAUUUAGCUUCAAGGGAACACUAUUACAAUAGUAUAAUUAAAAUAAUUUUUCUGUAAUUUUCUUUUAUUAUUUUAUACGCGCGCGCGCGCGCAUACAUACACACAGACACACAAUGUAUUUUAAUUCUGAAUACAUGUAUGUACAUGUACGUUUUUUACGCACCGUGAUUAUAUUAUAUACAUAGAGUAUAAUGCCUUUCUGCGAAAAAAGAUUUAAUAAUGCAUUUCGGCGCAGUUAUUUCAGUUAUAAAUAUAUUAUAGUAUAUUUCAUAUAACUGAUAAUGUUCCAUAAUUAUUGAAUAUUGAAUUUAGAAAUUAUUAAAUUUAACUUUUUAUCUCAAUGAAAUUACUUUCAAAAUUAUUAACUUGCCAAACUUUAUAAAUAUUUUCAUAUUUUGAUAAAGAAAUAAAUAAAAAAUGUCAUAAAUGUGUUAUACAUUAUUCGAUAUGGAAGAGAUAAAAUAUAUUUACAUAAAUGAUGUGAAAUAAAUGUGAAAUAAACAUUCGAAUGAAUAAAAUAUUUAUAUCUUGCAAUGAUGAAAAUCAGGAAUAUUUAAUGCAAAAAUUAAUCUGCAUUUAAAUUAUAUAUUAUAUAAAAAAAAAUAAUUUAAAUAAUAAAAGAUAUAUGUUAAAGAGACAUCGAAUAAUAUAUAUUAUUCUAUGAACUGUUUAAUGUUCUGUACAGAAAACUGCUCCAAAAAUGUUAAAUUUCAAUCCGUUCAAAUGAAAUAUUAACAAUAAAUUGUAAUAUAAAGUGAUAAAGAUAUCUAGUAAUAAAUAUGACUAUGUGGAUAAUUUUAACACAAUGUGUUGUAUUGCUACAAUAUUAAUAAUAGUAUUGUUUGAAAUACGAACGAAAAUAUAACAAAUAUAACAUAUUUUUAUAUAAUGUAAGGGACGAAUAAUGUUUAGGUAUUUCACAUUUGUCUUUGUAUGUAUAUAUUAAUAUUAAUAUAAUUAGAAUAAUUUUCUAUAAAUAUUAUACAUAUAUAAAUAUCAGACAUAUGUAUUUAUGUAUAUUCACUUAUAUAUAUAUAAAUACAUAUAUACAGAAUAAUAAUGAGAUAUAUAUUAUAAGAUUAAAACGAGAAAAAUACUGUUUACGACGACAAUUUAUAAUAGUCAAAUCUUUAUUAAUAUUUACAUACACAAUUGUAUUUAUAUUAUGGGUGUAGGCUGCCUUUACAUAUUGUAUUUGGCGAGUGGAGAUCAUUAAGAAUAUUAUUAAGAAUUACAAAAAGAAUAAUUUACAACUAUUCUGUUUGCGAAUUGUACAAACAAAUCAGAUUUAUACAAAUCCUCAAUUCCAUCUGAUCGCAUUGUCAUUUUAUGAUCUCCCAUGUCAUUAAAUUUCUAUAUUGUAUAAAUAAAGCUGAAUAAACCUUUGGGGAAAUUACUCUCUACACAUUUUAAUACAACAAA